AUGGCCAUCUCCAUCGCCGACAGUUCCUGUAGCCCGACGAGGUCACUGGGGCUGCUGUUGGACCCGGAAAAGACCAACCUCCCCCGUCCCAAGCAGAGCAUGUGGCAUCGGCUGGGCCUUCGCCGGUGGCUGGGCCGCGAUGAUCGAGAUUUCUCCUCCCAGUCCCCGUCCGCGUCCCCGUCCGCGUCCCAGUCCCCCGCCGCCGACGCUGCUGCCCCCACCGCGAAUAAACCCAAUUCUCCCGCCGCCCACAACACUUCCAAUGGUAAUCUCAACCACCACAACAACUCCCGCCCCCGCCACUCCAACAAGUCCCACGACAACCUCACGCGUCGACUCUCCCGGAAGGUAGGCGUGGGACUUCCUCGAGCCACCACCUUCAAGCGUCAGAAUUCCGAGCGUCGCGACAACCUCUCCCCCCAAGAACCCGAACCCCGUCGCGCCGUCAGCUCCCACCGGUCCAGGUCCCCACCGCCCACCGUGGACCCCAGAUUGUCCGCACCCGAGGUUCAGUGGCGCGAGGACCCGAACGAGACCACGGUUGGCCGGCUCUCCGAGGCGAAUGAGGACAUCGACUUCCGCUCGGAAUGGAACCCCUGCCCUGACGUGACGGAAACUCCCGAGGAGCUACCAGACGAGACCCUCGAGAUGGAAUUGGAGAGGCGAUGGAUUUUGAACCUGAGCAUGCAUUUCCGGGAUCGCUCCGAGCGGGAAAAGUUUUUCGUGACGUACGCUGAGACGCCCACUCGCUGGCGACGGGAGCUGCGCUACCAGCGAGACAAAUGUGCCCGCAUUUACGAGUCGAUCCGAGAGUCACUAACGGAGAUUCAAUUCUACGACACGGUGACGAACCUGAAACUAGAGACGCGUGACGGGCGCCUGCACGUCCACGUCACGGAAGACGUGAACGAGAUCAUCCCCUAUCCGCCAGUUUCGUGCAUUGGACAUCUACCGGAGGCGCGGCUGGUCCGGGAAAACCAGCUCCAUUUCGAGGCGCAUCUGUCGGGAUUUGUCUAUAAUGUGCAGUUAGACGGCCAGACCUAUAUCAAAAAGGAAAUCCCCGGCCCCGACACAGUAGAUGAAUUUCUAUACGAGAUCAAUGCGCUCCACGCUCUGGAAGGCACCCCUUAUGUUGUUCGAGUGGAAGGGAUAGUGGUCGAUGACCAGGAGGAGGUGGUUAAGGGCCUGCUCAUUGGCUUUGCGGAGAAAGGGGCAUUGGUCGAUAUUCUAUAUGAAAAUCGGGGGGCGAUCAGCUGGGAGCGGCGGGAGCGCUGGGCAAAGCAAAUAGUCCACGGGCUCUGCGAGAUUCAUGAAGCUGGCUAUGUGCAAGGGGACUUCACUCUUUCCAACAUCGUGGUGGAUGCAAACGACGACGCCAAAAUCAUCGAUAUCAAUCGUCGGGGAUGUCCAGUGGGAUGGGAGCCUCCCGAAAUCGCAAAAAAGAUCGAGAGUAACCAACGAAUCUCGAUGUAUAUCGGCGUCAAAACGGACCUUUUCCAGCUGGGCAUGACCCUGUGGGCUCUGGCCAUGGAAGAGGAUGAACCAGAACGUCAGCCACGCCCUUUGAUGCUAGGUGAGGACAUACCCGUGCCGAAUUACUACCGUAGGUUGGUCUCUAUCUGUUUAAGCGCCGCUCCCCGACACCGACUGUCGGCGAAGGAGCUUCUCGGCUUUUUCCCUCGCAGUACCCGGGUGACAGAUCAUUCAUUUCCUCGGAUACACCCUGCUCAUACUGGUCUCGGGGUUGCCUUGCAAAAUGGCGCUUUGCCAUUGUACGAUCCGCGGGCAGCCUUUCUGUAUCAGCACACGCGGCCUGUAGUAAAUGGCUCUUUCGAUACCCAAUUGUCGCCGGACGAAACAUAUUCAUCGCCUCACUACAACGUUGAUUCUGCCCAUUCUCCGACAAGGGAGCAACUUGACGUGACUAGUGAGCAGAAUGGCAUCACGAGGGCGAUAGAGAGACAGCUUCGGGCGCCUGCAGAGCCGCGCAUGAAUGGGUACACGCAUUCGCCAUCGGUUAAUGGGGUCCCACAGACUUUCUUGAGAAGCCCCCAGGAGUCCCUUGAUCCCGAUUCCCCGGAUCUAAGGCAGGACGGUCUUAAUAUGGAUGGUCCGUACUAUCGGAGAGCUUCAGUAGACGGUGCAGCUGAUCUGAUGCCUUUCGAAACGAGAGCCUUGUCUGGGACACUUGCGGGCGUUGGCCAUCCUGGCUAUGCUCUGAGAUCCAGUUCCACGAACAAUUUGUCGGAUAUGGGGAGAUAUCAAGAGUCUCCGCUGUCAUCGGCAGACACGCAGUCCACUGAUCUGUAUCCGGCUCCCCUAUCGGACUUGGGACAUGCACUGAUCGAAGGUCAAGAUUGGCCCAUGGAAUCGCCGUCGCGCUCGGUGUCUUCUCUCCUGCAUUCCAUCCUUCCCAUCAACCCUGCAGCCAAUCUGUCCGACCAGAAGAUGAUAGAAUCCGAUGCAGCCCAAUUCUCGCAAUUACGCAUUGACUCGGCACUGGGGUACCCUCAUCAAGGUCUUCAGGAACCCACCUCCUACCUCAGCGAUUCCCAUUUACCAAUCAACCCAGCAUUCACCGAGAAGGCUUUGACUUCGGUAUGA
This is a messenger RNA of Aspergillus heteromorphus CBS 117.55, 2604 nucleotides long. RefSeq lists its product as uncharacterized. The record is from RefSeq and is a predicted model, not a curated record. The coding region runs from base 1 to 2604 and encodes 867 amino acids. The transcript is spliced from 2 exons. Lineage: Eukaryota; Fungi; Ascomycota; Eurotiomycetes; Eurotiales; Aspergillaceae. Gene Ontology annotation, biological process: protein phosphorylation; signal transduction. Gene Ontology annotation, cellular component: cytoplasm. Gene Ontology annotation, molecular function: ATP binding; protein kinase activity.